UGUUACAAUUUCAUAGUUCUGGAAAAGCGGCCCUUCUAGCCGUGUAAUCCGUGCUGUUCGUGAAAAGUGGCAAAUUUUCCCGAAAAAAUCGUCUCGUUCGCAGCCAAAACUAGGACCGAAAUAAAGCGGAAGCUUUGCGGAAUCCAGUACACCCUGAUUCUGCCCGCUAACGAUGGCGUCCGAGGAGGAAAUUGACGAAUCCAUUGCCGAGGAAGAGACGGCCCUGGAUGAAACGGGCGCCGAUACGCCACUAGAAGCCGGAGCGGAAGACAACUCGGAGGACGAAGCACUGCGCAGCUUGGCCGCAGCCCAGGACGAAGAUGACGACUACGAACCGGAGGAUAACCGUAGCAAGAAGAGCAAGAAGGGCAAGAAACGCAAGGCUCGCGGCGAGGAGAAGAGCAAGGCCCGCAAGAAGAAGAAGCGAAAGAAGAAUGACAGCGGGGAUGAGAGUGAUUUCCGGCAGAGCGACGAUGGGCUCGCUGCUGGAGGGGCUGAUUCGGAUGAGAAGCCGAAGCGGAGCAGCCGUGAUAAGCGGAAGGUCAAGGAGGAGAAGAAGGAGGAAAAGAAGAGUGCGGGCGAUUACAACAUGCCGUCGAUCGAAGAGGUUUGCGCCACGUUUGAUCUAACGGAUGUGAAGAUUGAGUACACCGAUGAAGAUUACGAGAAUUUGGUGACAUACAAGAAUUUCCAUUUCCACGUGCGACCAAUUCUGGCGAAGGAGAAUCCGAAGGUGCCGAUGUCAAAGCUAAUGAUGUUGGUUGCUGCCAAGUGGCGUGAAUUCAGCGAGGAAAAUCCACAUCUGCAAGCAGAGGAAGCUGAUGACAAGCAAGAGGAUGAACCACCGCCAUCCCCAGAAUACGUCCCGAAGUCCAGUCGAUCCCGGACGAAGACUGAGAAGCGCGAUGAAGACAUGGUUUAUGAUGAUGACGAUGACGACGAAGAGGAAGAGUACGAACGUGAGCGCAGCAAGAAAAAAGGUCGCAAGAGCACAGGCUCUAGUGCAAAGAAGGGCAAAAAGCCCAAGGUUCCAACACUUAAGAUUAAGUUCGGGAAGAGAAGAAAUGCCAGCUCGGAAGAAGAUCCAGACGCGAGCGGAGGUUCAGAACGCGAUUCUGAUGCUGAGUUUGAGAAAAUGUUGCAGCAGUCCGAAGAAAAAGCUGACAAAGAGAAGGAAGAAGCAGAGGCUAAGGCUGCCGAGCAAGGCGCCGAUGGAGGCGAUCCACCGAUUCGGAAAAAGGCCAAAACCAAAAUUGGAAACAAAUCAAAGAAAAAGGGCCGUUCGAAGAAGAGUCGUUUCCCGGAUGGUGAAGACGGAGAGCAAGAGCAUCAGGACUUUUGUGAGGUCUGUCAGCAGGGUGGUGAAAUCAUACUGUGCGACACGUGUCCAAAAGCAUACCAUUUGGUGUGUUUAGAUCCUGAAUUGGAGGACACUCCGGAAGGAAAAUGGUCAUGUCCGACUUGUGAGGCAGAGGGUCCGGUCGACGAUGAUGACGAUGAACAUCAGGAGUUCUGUCGGAUUUGUAAAGACGGAGGAGAGUUACUUUGCUGCGACAGUUGUCCGUCAGCUUAUCAUACAUUCUGUUUGUCUCCUCCGCUGGACGAAAUACCGGAUGGGUCCUGGCGUUGUCCACGGUGUGGUUGCCCUCCACUACCCUACAAGGUACAGAAAAUUUUAACUUGGCGUUGGACGGACAAACCGCUGGACCCGAACGAACCCUCCACAUCGAAGGCACAGGCAACCCGCAGAAGGGAAUAUUUUGUUAAAUUUCAUGACAUGUCCUAUUGGCAUUGUGAUUGGAUCACCGAGCUGCAGUUGGAUGUUUUCCAUCCGCUGAUGUUCCGCUACUAUUACCGCAAAUAUGAUAUGGAGGAACCUCCCAAAUUGGAGGAAGCUUUGGACGAAGCGGACAGUCGCUAUAAACGAAUCUUAAAAAUGCGUGAGGGAGAAAUCGAUGAUUCGGAGUUGGAGGAGAAGUACUACAAGUAUGGUGUAAAACCGGAAUGGUUGAUGGUUCAUCGUGUGAUUAAUCACCGUACGAUGAGAGAUGGUCGGACUUUGUACUUAGUCAAGUGGCGCGAGUUACCGUACGAUUUGACAACCUGGGAGGAAGAGGAUGAUGAAAUUGUUGGACUGAAAAACGCCAUUGAAUAUUACCUGGAUCUAAGAGCUAAUUGUACGAAUGAAAUCAAUAACAGCUCUAGUAGUAAAAAGAGCAAGAAAAAGGGUCGUAAGUCGAGAGCUAAAGAGCUGGAGGAUGAAGAGCGUUUAGGUUUGCGACGUUACACACCACCUCCAGAUAAGCCCACUACUGAUCUUAAACGUAAGUACGAGGUUCAGCCACCUUAUCUAGACGAAACUGGAAUGCGGCUGCAUAACUACCAGCUGGAGGGUAUUAACUGGUUACGCUACUCCUGGGCUCAUGGUACCGACACCAUUCUGGCCGAUGAAAUGGGUCUUGGUAAAACGAUUCAAACAGCCGCCUUCUUGUAUUCACUUUAUAAAGAAGGUCAUUGCAAGGGACCGUUCUUGGUUGCCGUUCCACUGUCCACCAUCAUCAAUUGGGAGCGCGAGUUUGAAACCUGGGCACCGGAUUUCUACUGCAUUACCUACGUGGGUGAUAAGGAUAAUCGAGCGAUUAUUCGAGAGCAUGAACUAUCGUUUGAGGAGGGUGCCGUCCGAGGCGGUCGAGCCUCUAGAAUCCGAGCCAAUACGAUCAAAUUCAAUGUGCUGCUGACAAGUUAUGAAAUGAUCUCGCUAGACGCCGCUUGUUUGGGAUCGAUCGAUUGGGCCGUUUUGGUCGUCGAUGAAGCUCAUCGUCUCAAAUCGAAUCAGAGUAAAUUCUUCAAGGUACUGGGCAACUACAGUAUCGCCUAUAAGUUGCUGCUUACCGGUACACCGCUGCAGAACAAUUUGGAGGAGCUGUUCCAUUUGCUCAAUUUCCUGAACAGCGAAAAGUUCAACGAUUUGGCUACAUUCCAGAAUGAGUUUGCCGAUAUCAAUAAGGAGGAUCAGGUCAAAAAACUGCACGAAAUGCUUGGUCCGCACAUGCUGCGUCGCUUGAAGGCGGAUGUGUUGAAAAACAUGCCCACCAAGUCGGAGUUUAUUGUGCGAGUCGAGUUGUCACAACUGCAGAAGAAGUACUACAAAUAUAUUCUGACGCGUAACUAUGAAGCUCUGAAUCCGAAGGGUGGUGGUGGCGCCUGUUCGCUGAUCAAUAUCAUGAUGGAUUUAAAGAAAUGUUGCAACCAUCCGUAUCUGUUUCAGGCGGCCGUUGAGGAAGCGCCUCUCGGUCCGGGUGGAAACUAUGAAAUCACUUCAUUAACGAAGGCCGCUGGCAAGUUGGUUUUGUUGGAGAAGAUGUUGAAACAGCUGAAAGAACAAGGUCAUCGAGUGCUGAUUUUCUCACAGAUGACCAAAAUGUUAGACAUUUUGGAGGAUUUUUUAGAAGGACUAGGUUACAAGUACGAACGUAUUGAUGGCGGUAUUACGGGAACGAUUCGUCAGGAAGCUAUCGAUCGAUUUAAUGCUCCAGGAGCGCAGCAGUUCUGCUUCCUGCUUUCGACCCGUGCUGGUGGAUUGGGUAUUAAUUUGGCUACCGCUGAUACGGUCAUUAUUUACGAUUCGGAUUGGAAUCCUCACAACGAUAUUCAAGCGUUCUCACGUGCCCAUCGUAUCGGCCAGGCUAACAAAGUUAUGAUCUACCGUUUCGUCACAAGAAACUCGGUGGAGGAGCGUGUCACCCAGGUAGCCAAGCGAAAGAUGAUGCUGACACAUUUGGUUGUGCGGCCUGGUAUGGGCGGAAAGGGUACGAAUUUCACCAAGCAAGAGUUGGAUGAUAUCUUGCGAUUUGGUACUGAGGAACUGUUCAAGGAAGACGCCAAAGACGAAGAGGCGAUUCACUAUGACGAAAAGGCGGUAGCGGAGCUACUGGACCGUAGUAACAAGGGUGUGGAAGAAAAAGAGAACUGGGCCAACGAAUAUUUGUCGUCCUUCAAGGUGGCAUCUUAUUCUACGAAGGAAGACGUGGAGGAGGACGUCGAUACCGAAAUCAUUAAACAGGAUGCGGAAAAUUCGGAUCCAGCAUACUGGGUUAAACUGCUGCGACAUCAUUACGAGCAGCACCAGGAAGAUCUGUCUAGGACGCUUGGUAAAGGAAAGCGUGUCCGUAAGCAAGUUAACUACACCGACGGAGGGGUUGUUCAGGCAGAUCCAAUCAAGGAAGACUCAACCUGGCAGGAGAACGUGUCCGAUUACAAUUCGGAUUACUCUGGCAAUUCUGAUGAUCAAGGUGAUGAGGAUGACGAGGACGGUGAUCUGAACAGACGCAGCAAACGUAGAAUCGAACGAAAGGAAGCGGAGCGGGAUAACCGGCCACUCCCGCCACUUUUGGCUCGAGUGGGUGGAAACAUUGAGGUGUUGGGUUUCAAUGCUCGUCAGCGAAAGAGUUUCCUCAACGCAAUUAUGCGCUAUGGAAUGCCACCCCAAGACGCGUUCAAUUCGCAAUGGCUGGUUCGGGAUCUACGUGGAAAGUCGGAACGAAACUUCAAGGCUUACGUUUCAUUGUUCAUGAGGCAUCUCUGUGAACCUGGAGCCGAUAACGCAGAAACUUUCGCUGACGGAGUCCCUCGUGAGGGUCUCAGUCGGCAGCACGUGUUGACCAGAAUCGGUGUUAUGUCGCUGAUUCGUAAGAAGGUACAGGAGUUCGAACACAUCAACGGUUACUACAGUAUGCCGGAACUGAUUAAACGGCCCUGCGAACCGGUAAAACAUCCAAUGGGUGAGGGAAGCAGCGAAACGCCGAAGUCGGCUACUACGAGCACGAGUGCGACGCCAGCCACCAGCGCUGCUCCCAGUCCUGCACCAACCGGUGUGGACAAAGAUGUGGAUGACACGAGCACUUCUGCGGAAGACAAAGACAAAAAGGAAGUGACAGAUGAGAAAAAGGACUCGUCGGAAGAGAAAAAGGAACCGGAAUCGGAAGCAGCCACAGCCUCCGCUGAAGCUGACAAGCAAAGUGAGGAAAAGAAGAAUGCUAAAGAAGAGAAGACUGAAGAUAAGCCUGCAGAAACUGGUUCGGAUGUUAAAUCAGAAGAACCCAAGAAGGAAGGAGAAUCCGCCAGCGAAGACAACAAAUCGGAAGUAAUUGAAAUUAAACCAGAAUCAGAGUCCAAAUCAAAAAAGGAAACCGCUGACAAGGAAGUCAAACCAAAAGCGGAAGAGGUUAAGAAUGAAACACCUACCGCUGUGGCCACGACCGAACCCAAGAAAGAGGAAUCCACCGCAGACGACUCGAACGCUAAGAGCAAUGAGGAUUUGGAUAAAGAUAAACCGAUUGCCAUCGAUGAUGAUGAUGACGAUGAUGUGGUUAUUGUAAAAGAUGACGACGAAGAAGUGAAGAAACCGCCGACUAAAACGGAGCAACUGGAAGUGCACAAGCGAGCUUUCAUGUUUAACAUUGCCGAUGGUGGUUUCACCGAGUUGCAUACUCUUUGGAUCAACGAAGAGAAAGCUGCUGUUCCCGGUCGGGAGUACGAGAUUUGGCAUCGUCGGCACGACUACUGGCUGCUGGCUGGAAUUGUCACCCAUGGGUACGGGCGCUGGCAGGACAUCCAGAAUGACAUUCGCUUCGCAAUCAUUAACGAACCAUUCAAGAUGGAUGUUGGUAAGGGUAACUUUUUGGAAAUCAAAAACAAAUUCCUCGCUCGACGCUUCAAACUGCUGGAACAGUCGCUGGUCAUAGAGGAACAACUGCGUCGAGCAGCCGUGCUCAAUCUUGCCCAAGACCCCAGCCAUCCGGCAAUGGCUUUGAAUGCCCGUUUCGCUGAAGUCGAGUGUCUGGCCGAAUCGCACCAGCAUCUGAGCAAGGAAUCUCUUGCCGGAAAUAAACCGGCCAACGCCGUCCUGCACAAGGUGUUAAAUCAGCUGGAGGAACUAUUGUCGGACAUGAAGAGCGAUGUUUCGCGUCUUCCGGCAACUCUGGCCCGUAUUCCACCUGUUGCCCAGCGCCUGCAGAUGUCUGAGAGGUCCAUACUUUCGCGGCUAGCUGCGACUGGAAAUUCAGUUCAACCGAACCCCCCGCUGGCUCAAUUUCCGGCUGGUUUCCAGGGAACAAACCUACCGGGCUUCGCAGCAGCAGCUGCUGCAGCUGCAAACUUUGCCAACUUCCGACCCACAUUUUCAGUACCCGGACAGCCGACACCGAGCUAUCCUAGUGGAUCCGGAACGUCAAAGUAAAUAAGAGCAAAGGUAAUUUUACCGCCCCCAACACAUGUAGAGAAAACUCAAACAAACACAUGCGUAAUCGUUUAGAAACGCCACCAUUUUCUACCAUUAUUCCCAAUUACUAGAUUACGAACUACAAUCUCGUCGCACCUGUGUUUCUGGUUUAAGAAUCGGUUUUCUGUAUUCAAUCUACUGUUUUAUGUAUUUCGUUUGAUAGUUCUUUUUUAAAGGAAGCGAUUUCCUAACGGUAAACGACGAACAAGCUACGUUCCCCCGCGCUGUCUCCUCCAAAACAUGAAAUCAAAUUCCUUACUUUGUAGAUUUGUUUUAUUUAUACACAUCAACCGGCAUUUUAGUAUUGGCAAAACACAAUUGGACUCUAUUCUACGUUUUACAAUAAGAUAAUGAAUUGUGAGUGAUAUAACGCAAGCAUACGUCUAGACUUAAAAGUGAACACACUUCAAACAGUUUCAAAUAGUUCGAAAAUAAACAUGUAAGGCAAAGUGUA
Messenger RNA from Wyeomyia smithii (pitcher-plant mosquito), 6734 nucleotides. It is a transcript of the gene Mi-2, whose product is annotated as chromodomain-helicase-DNA-binding protein Mi-2 homolog. Gene Ontology annotation, molecular function: chromatin binding; DNA binding; ATP-dependent chromatin remodeler activity. The transcript is spliced from 5 exons. The coding region runs from base 173 to 6238 and encodes 2021 amino acids. Gene Ontology annotation, biological process: negative regulation of transcription by RNA polymerase II; chromatin remodeling. The record is from RefSeq and is a predicted model, not a curated record. NCBI's taxonomy places the organism in Eukaryota, Metazoa, Arthropoda, Insecta, Diptera, Culicidae. Gene Ontology annotation, cellular component: chromatin; nucleus.